AUGAGCUCGGGGUAUGCCAACGGAGACAGCAAACAGCAGAAGAAAAUCAUUACCUCAAUACCUACUGUACCUGUCACAGUCGAGAGAAGGCCUUACAUAUCGAAGAAGGACGAGCAGAAGCUGCAUCACCCUGGCACUGCUCGCGCGAACAUUGCGGCCACACUAGAGCAACCCAAUGGUACCCUGGAAGAGGACUGGGCAGCGCGUCACCAACAUCAGACGGUCCUGCAACAACACUGUGACUUCUUCGACACUGACCAGGACGGAAUCAUCUGGCCACUCGACACAUACAUCGGCUUCUACAGACUUGGGUUUGGGGUCAUCCUGUCACUGGUAGCUCUCUUCAUCAUCCAUGUCAACUUCUCAUACGUGACACAGCCGUCCUGGUUGCCGGAUCCGUUCUUCCGUAUCUACCUCGGUAAGGUGCACAAAACCAAACAUGGCAGCGACAGCGGUACCUUCGACAACGAAGGGCGAUUCAUACCUCAGAAGUUCGAGGAGAUCUUCACCAAAUACGCCGAUGGGAAGGACAGCUUGAGUUUCUGGGACAUGAUGAGGCUGAUCAAGGGCCAGCGGCUGGCGUCUGACCCGAUCGGCUGGGGAGGUGCUGUCUUCGAAUGGUCUAUUACGUACAUCAUGCUAUGGCCGGAGGAUGGUGAGAUGCGAAAAGAAGACAUUCGCCGGGUCUGUGACGGAAGCCUUUUCUAUACCAUUGCCGCGAGACGAGCCAAGAAUCAGCCUGCCUCCAAGGGAGGAAUACAGCGGGCGAAGCGUUAUCGACUGUUUUGA
Capronia coronata CBS 617.96 is the source of this 789-nucleotide messenger RNA. RefSeq lists its product as uncharacterized. The record is from RefSeq and is a predicted model, not a curated record. NCBI's taxonomy places the organism in Eukaryota, Fungi, Ascomycota, Eurotiomycetes, Chaetothyriales, Herpotrichiellaceae. The coding region runs from base 1 to 789 and encodes 262 amino acids. Gene Ontology annotation, molecular function: monooxygenase activity; calcium ion binding. The transcript is spliced from 4 exons.